CGACGCUCCAAAUUUCUGAGAAGCGCUUUCGCGAUUGAUUAACGGAGCUCGGGACAACGACAAGCGUUCCGACCUUAGCAGUGUAUUGAUCGCCCUGCUGUUGCUGUACCGAUCUAAACAGCCAAAAUGGGUCGACAAAUUAGGCCCGCCCGGAUCUACCAGACGAUGAGCCAGGAGCUCAGCACAAAGAUCCUGCCUGGCUUUACCGUCCAGGAGCCGCCAUGGUUCCAGGUUAUGAGAGACAUCCCGCCCUCUGAGAUCCUCACGAGGCCAGUCAUGACUCAGAAGAAGCCCGCAAACCUGAAGCUCCGCAAGCCAAGCAACAUCUACAAGCCCCCGAGAAUACAUCACGAGGAGGACCGUCUGCGAGUGACUUUCUACAAAGAUCACCCGUGGGAGCUGGCACGUCCGAGAAUAAUCCUCGAGUCCGACGGAAAGGACGCGCAGAAAUGCGAUUGGUCCAAGGGACUGCGCCAGCCCGGCUUGCCCUUGACCGGUGAAUGUGUCGUCCAGCGCCAGCUCUGGCUGAUGCAUAACCAGAAGCUUAAACGAAACCAAGCUUACGAUGUCGCGAGAAAGGAAUUCUAUGCGCUGCGUCAAGAGGAAGAGAUCGAGAAGCGCGUUGCCCGGGAGGAGGCCAGGCACGUCGGUGCGUACUUUGGCAAGAACAGGUUGGCGAUCAGCCAGGAACUCGAGAACAAGGAGUUCGAGCGCUGGAAGGGCUGGGCGAGCAAGCAGUCGCUUGCGAUGGAGGAGACCAAGAGCAAUAGCUACGGCAAUUUUGGUGACGCAGCAGAGAAGCCCGAGGCGAGCCCGGAACCGACGUUGCUUUGAACUAGAGGCAUUACAGUUUCUGUAAGCAUAAAUGUACUACAAAACCCUGUAUAAUAUCAUCAAACCAGAGGAGAAUGAUAGAAAAGCUGGGUGUUUCUCUUCGCGCUGUAAAGUCGUCCAUCCAUCGAGCCGCGUCAGAAUGCCCGGCACCUAACCAUCAACAAUCAAUCAGCCUUUACUGUAGAGAUCUCAGUGGACCCUUCACAGCCAGGGCCUUUCUUGGCUGGUCGGGUGACUGCAGUCGCCGUUUAAAUCCUCCCGGUGAACCGAACCCCUCGACCGCCUCCCAUUUGCAGCUCCUCCACCCCAUCCCAGGCCCGUUGGCCAUUUCGGGUUGGACGCCAAUGUCUCUAGCCACGUGCCAUUGAGAGCAAGUUGAUCUUUUCCGAACUUCCAUUAUCUGCUUCUCAUCAGUUAUUCCGGCCUUCGUCAUGAUCAGGAAUGAUAAUCCUU
This is a messenger RNA of Colletotrichum destructivum, 1287 nucleotides long. RefSeq lists its product as uncharacterized. Gene Ontology annotation, cellular component: mitochondrial small ribosomal subunit. Lineage: Eukaryota; Fungi; Ascomycota; Sordariomycetes; Glomerellales; Glomerellaceae. Bases 127 to 834 code for a protein of 235 amino acids. The transcript is spliced from 3 exons. The record is from RefSeq and is a predicted model, not a curated record. Gene Ontology annotation, molecular function: structural constituent of ribosome.